Molecule: messenger RNA, 1618 nt
Organism: Struthio camelus australis
Lineage: Eukaryota; Metazoa; Chordata; Aves; Struthioniformes; Struthionidae
Source: RefSeq, a predicted model, not a curated record
AUGCCGAUACACCGGGACCUCUCUGCUGAUGAUCAGCACCUACAAGUUGGCAAGCAAAGAGUUUAUGAAGCGAGGCAGAUCGGCUGCCUGCCCCGCUGCAGCCUGGCCCUGCUGCUCCCCGGCCCCGACUGCCCUUUCCCGAGAAAAAUCGAAGUCCCCGGAGAGUGCUGCGAGAAGUGGGUCUGCGACCCCGAAGACAAAGUGAUUUUGGGAGGUUUUGCUAUGGCUGCAUACAGACAGGAGGCCACCCUGGGGAUCGAUGUGUCCGAUUCAAGCGCCAAUUGCAUUGAGCAGACAACAGAAUGGAGUGCUUGUUCUAAAAGCUGUGGCAUGGGCUUUUCCACCCGGGUUACCAACAGAAAUCAACAAUGUGAGAUGGUGAAGCAGACACGGCUUUGCAUGAUGAGACCUUGUGAAAAUGAAGAGCCAUCUGAUAAGAAAGGGAAAAAAUGUAUCCGAACAAAGAAGUCCCUGAAAGCCAUUCACUUUGAGUACAAGAACUGCACAAGUGUGCAGACAUACAAACCUCGUUACUGUGGCCUCUGCAACGAUGGGCGAUGCUGCACCCCACACAACACCAAAACGAUCCAGGUCGAGUUCCGCUGUCCUCAUGGCAAGGUCUUAAAAAAGCCAAUGAUGUUGAUCAACACCUGUGUUUGCCAUAGUAACUGUCCUCAGAGCAACAAUGCUUUCUUCCAGCCAUUAGAUCUAACUUCUAGUGAAGUAAAAAUAUGAAAUGCUUUAAUUAGGUGGCUCAAAAGGUAUAAAUAUUUUAUAUAAAACUUGACCCACAAUCAGGUGAAUGUAACAAGAGCAUAUUUAAAAUAUCUAGGAUUUUUUCCAACAGUCUAGACACUUUCUUUUGUUCUGUAGUUUAUUAAAUACCUCAUUUUACAUUUCUCCCCUCCAAAUGUCUUUUAUUCACUUGAAGGAAAUUUUGUACCUUGGACAGAGCCUUCUUUUUUUGUUAGCAGUGGUGUAAAGAUAAUUAGGUGACAGCUAGUCUCUCUCCAUGGGAAUUAUGAGUUAUGGGAAUUAGGCUGCUGACUUCAGUGGCCAGCAAACUGGGCUCUUUCUUUAAUAGCAAAUAGAUUCCUUGGGGAAUGCCUGAUACUGUAUCGCGUAAGCCUCCAGAUGCUUAACUUCAGUUUGCAUAAUAUGUAUAAACACUUACGCAGCAUUCUUCUUCCAUUCUAAUGAAAUUUUGUUUCCGAUGACAGUAAAAAUCUUACUGAUGAGAGUGUUGAAUUCUUGUGGCUUAUAGAAUAUUUUCUAUCUGUAUAUUUGACUUUCUCUGAGGAUUCAGUUUGCACAAAGCCCCAGAAGUGACAAAACUAAGAUCUCUAAUCCUGAAGUACAGGAGAUUGAUAGCUGAUAGCAAUUAAAUUUCUCCUUGGCAGCUUCACUAGUAGCCUGUCCAAAACCCACUGAAGUCCAUGACUUAAGGGCACUUGGUUCUAACCGAUGUGUGUCUGUAGAUGCAAGUGUUAGGAUGCAGAAAUAAGAAUUAUGUAAAUUCCUCUAAAACACUAACUGUAUCAUAUGGUGCUUCAUAUAACAGAAAGGUGUAUAUGUAAAUAGAAACUGUAUAUAUUGUAAUAUAACUUUUCUGUACUAA